Messenger RNA from Colletotrichum acutatum, 2049 nucleotides. Its product is annotated as carbon-nitrogen hydrolase. The record is from RefSeq and is a predicted model, not a curated record. The coding region runs from base 1 to 2049 and encodes 682 amino acids. NCBI's taxonomy places the organism in Eukaryota, Fungi, Ascomycota, Sordariomycetes, Glomerellales, Glomerellaceae. Gene Ontology annotation, molecular function: protein-N-terminal asparagine amidohydrolase activity; protein-N-terminal glutamine amidohydrolase activity. The transcript has 5 exons. Gene Ontology annotation, biological process: protein modification process; protein catabolic process.
AUGAGGAUCGGUUGCCUUCAGUUUGCUCCCCAGGUAGGCGAUGUUGACAAUAACCUCAACCGCGCCGACUCAGUCUUGAGCAAAGCGAAUCCCGACGAUCUCGAUCUUCUGGUACUUCCUGAGCUGGCUUUCUCAGGGUACAACUUCAAGUCGUUGCAACACAUAUCGCCCUUUCUUGAGCAUUCCGGCUCCGGUAUAACUUCUCUCUGGGCCCGAACUACAGCUCUCAAAUACAACUGCAAUGUCGUUGUUGGCUACCCAGAAAAGGUUGACGUCUCCGACAACUGGCCAACUAGUCCGGAGUACUACAAUUCGGCCAUUGUAGUCAAUGGGGAUGGAGAGACCAUAGCCAACUAUAGGAAGACAUUCCUUUACUACACUGAUGAGACAUGGGCUUUGGAAGGCCAGGGGUUCUUCGACGGCUUCAUUCCUGGGCUAGGAAAUGCCUCGAUGGGUAUUUGCAUGGAUCUGAAUCCAUAUAAGUUUGAAGCCCCCUGGCACGAGUUUGAAUUCGCCUUUCAUGUACUCGAGUGCGAGUCCAAUGUGGUCAUCAUGUCAAUGGCAUGGAUGACCCGUGAAGAUGCGCGCAUGUUUAGUCGCAUGCCCAACGAACCUGACAUGGACACAUUGACUUAUUGGGUCACUCGCUUGGAACCUCUGAUCAGGUCAGAAAAUGGCGAGGAGGUUAUCGUUAUCUUUUGCAACAGAACUGGUAUCGAGGAUGAGGCUGUCUAUGCCGGCACGAGUGCGGUCAUUGGCAUUCAGGACGGCGAGGUCAAAAUCUAUGGUCUCCUGGGUCGUGGCGAAAAGGAACUCCUGGUCAUUGACACCAACAAUGCGCCUUACGCCAAGCUCGUUCACCGCCCCGAACCCAACCAUCCAUCGGUCCUACAUGGAGAGUUGGAGAAGAUGAACCCAUCUCCUGCAUCCAGCACCCCGACUGGGUCCGGAGGCUCUCAGUCAUCUCAAACCAACAAUUCUCAAGCGAACGACACAGCAAAUACACCGACCGACUCGAAGAAGAAUUCCCCAGGAAAGCCACCUUCUGUCGUUUCUUUCAAAGACUCUGUCGCAACAAGGAGAGUCAGACCAUCGCCGCAGAUUCAGAUUCCUCCUCUACAGAGCUCGGCAGGAGCACUCAGUCUUGACAGCCCAAGCCUACCGACUCCUACUGCGCCUAGCCCUACGCCGCUUUCCAUGCGACCGAAGCUGGUUAUACCGCAAUCUCCAUCGUCGCAAAUCUGGCAGUCCUUCAGUCCUGUUCCCCAGAGCACGCAAUCGACUCAUUCGGUCCGCUCGGUACUUUCAAACCAUUCCGUCACGUCGAAUGGUAGAGCGCCUGCAGAUAGCACGCCUUAUCCCGACAGUGCCCAACCUCUGAGCGGAUAUCCCAGGUUUCCAGAGAGGAUGAUUUAUGACGGCCAGGUGGUGAUUGCUCAAGGCCCCUACAGCCCUAUGACUUCCACAGGUAGCCAGUCUCCUAUGUCGCCUCGUUACUUCUGGCGACCCUCGGACACUCUUCUGAAGACGCCCAUGGAGCCUCGUGGAUGGACAGCUGCUCCGGAGUCACCGAUUAUGAAGCAUGCUCCUUCAUCGACGUACCAAAACCUCUCGCUGUGGGCACAGUUUGAUCCGACGGGGCGCUCUCAUAGUUCAAAUACUGUCCGAACCGCCGUCACGGCUGUGACAGCCAAAAAGGACGAGCCAGAUUCGAGAAAGCAGAAGAAAGCGGACUCUUCCCGGCGAAAAGAAUCUCAGCCGCCUAAAUCGAGAAGUGCAAGCAAGUCGCGCGACGAAGAACCCGCACCAGCCACGAAUGGAGCUACCCAGACGUCCUCUACUCAUGAUGCCACACCUGCCCGUCCCUCAUCUCCCAAAUCUCGUCACGCUAGUCGAUCUAGAAUGCGCGAUCGCUCCGACUCAGCGCUUGCUCAUCGCGAGCAGGCUGCGGCGAUUUCUCAGCACCUGGAGAAUAUUUCCAAAAGAGCAGAAUCAUCGCAGCCGCCCUACGAGAAGACUCUCCUCGAUCCUGAUCGCAGCAAGUCCUAG